ACAUUUUUAUAGGCGUUAUCCCACAUGAGGUUGGGCAGCCUAACAAUUUACUAACUUUAUCCAUUUAUAGGUGCUAUUCCACAUGAGAUUGGACAGCUUACCAAUUUACUAACUUUGUCCAUUGAUUCGAACAAGUUGGCGGGCUCUUUACCGUCGACCCUUUUAACAUGUCUUCUGUGAAGUAUAUUUCAUUGAGUCAUAACACACUAAGUGGGACAUUGCCAAGAGAAAUUGGUAACAUGAAAGAGCUCCAAGAAUUAUACCUCAUCAACAAUACUUUAACCGGUGUGAUUCCAGAAGAGAUUGGUGGACUAGAUAAAUUAGUUGCAUUAUACAUGAAUCGCAACAAGCUCAUCGGCCCUUUGCCUCGAGUCUUCAAGUUGAAAUCACUUACAGCAUUAUCUCUCAACAAGAAUGCUUUGACUGGUAUGAUUCCGGGGGAGUUGUUCACUGCCAAUAUUAAGAGUAUUGAUCUCUCCGAUACCAUUUCCAAGGUUCCAUACCGCCAGCUAUUGGAAGAUCCCUCAACUUAACUUAUCUCAACGUGGCGAAUAACAAUCUCUCCGGUUCUAUACCUUCCACCAUUUGCAAAUUGAGAUUCCUUGAAUUCCUUGAUCUAUCCAACAACCACCUGCAGGGGCCACUUCCCAAGUGUUUAGGAGAGCUGAGUAAAUCCUUGCAAGUUCUGCAUUUGAAGUGCUUGAAUUUGUCUCGUAACAAUCUCAAUGGGAAGAUACCAUCAUCUAUUGGAAAUGCGAAGGA
Molecule: messenger RNA, 762 nt
Organism: Salvia splendens (bonfire salvia)
Lineage: Eukaryota; Viridiplantae; Streptophyta; Magnoliopsida; Lamiales; Lamiaceae
Product: leucine-rich repeat protein 1
Exons: 3
Coding region: 168-533 (121 amino acids)
Molecular function (GO): protein binding
Source: RefSeq, a predicted model, not a curated record